Molecule: messenger RNA, 862 nt
Organism: Stomoxys calcitrans (stable fly)
Lineage: Eukaryota; Metazoa; Arthropoda; Insecta; Diptera; Muscidae
Product: U6 snRNA phosphodiesterase 1
Exons: 4
Coding region: 73-837 (254 amino acids)
Biological process (GO): U6 snRNA 3'-end processing
Cellular component (GO): nucleus
Molecular function (GO): 3'-5'-RNA exonuclease activity
Source: RefSeq, a predicted model, not a curated record
AGCUGUUGUGUGUACUAGUAGGUGUUGCGCUUUCAUUUGUGUUGGGUUCGAACAGCAAAUAAAUAUUGAAAAAUGUUGGUAGAUUAUAGCAGCUCUUCCGAUUCCGAAACUGAGGAUGAUAAAAAAAGUUCAAUGCGUCAGAAAAUGGAAACUAAUUUGGAAACACAAACAUCUAUUUUGCCAAAAGCCACCACCUUACUUGGAAAACGAAAAUUGUACUCUUGCGAAGAUCCCUUGGCGGAUGAUUCGUCACUUCAUCAAGGACGUAUACGAAGUUUUAAACAUGAACGUGGCAAUUGGGCCACAUAUGUGUUUAUUGGUGUGCCCCUUUAUAUUUUGGAAGAUGUACAGGAUGUAUGCCUGACACAUUUUAAGGAUAUCUAUGAUAUAAAAUCGACCCCAGAUCUGCAUAUAAGUCUUAGUAAGACUGUGGUUUUACAAUAUCAUUUCAUAGAGUCGUUUGUAAAAAGUCUGGAAGAGAUUAUUACACCUAUAUCCAGUUUAACAGUCUCGCUCAAUAAACUGAAGGUUUACACAAAUGCUGAACGCACUCGAACUUUUUUAGCUGUUAAAGUUGAUGACAUACAUUUAAAGCAGAUGUUCGAUAUUUUACAUAAAGUCGACAAUGUAAUGCUGAAUUUUAAACUGCCGGAAUUUUAUGAGGAUCCAUCAUUUCAUAUAAGCAUAUUAUGGUGUGUUGGCGAUCACGCCAAUGGGAUGAAUGAGAGAUUAGCCGAACUAAUGGCAAUUUUAAAAGAUCAUUUUCCUAUUGAGUUAAGAAUCGAUAAAAUUUAUUGCAAAAGUGGUUUCAAAGAAUUCUCUUUUCAACUUAAAUAAUAAAAAUACUUUUUUAGACUUUUUU